Fusarium sp. VM40 is the source of this 1032-nucleotide messenger RNA. The record is from the annotation of a GenBank genome assembly. NCBI's taxonomy places the organism in Eukaryota, Fungi, Ascomycota, Sordariomycetes, Hypocreales, Nectriaceae.
AUGGCUCCCGAUAAGCUCGCGCCAAAUGACUCUCGGGUCAAAACCGAGACUGCUCAGCUUCGGGGCAAAACCUACAAGUACAUUGUCGGUGAACCCGAAGGUACGCCUCUGGAAACCAUGGUUCUUAUCCAUGGCUUCCCCGAUCUUGGAUUUGGCUGGCGCUACCAGGUUCCCUACUUCAUGUCACUGGGAUUCCGCGUCAUUGUCCCAGACAUGCUGGGUUAUGGCGGUAGCGAGGCCCCGGAGUCGCUUGAACACUACACAUACAAGAGCCUAUCAGCGGAUAUCAACGAGCUGGCUCGAAAGUACGUUGGCAAUGAUGGCCAGAUCAUUCUUGGUGGACACGACUGGGGUGGCAUGAUCGUCUGGAAGGUCGCCAGCUGGUAUCCCGAGUUGAUCAAGGGCGUCUUCAGCGUCUGCACACCCUACGUUCAGCCUCGAGAGACCUUUAUUCCUCUCGAGAAGCUCAUUGAAAUGGGUCACCUGCUCAACUUUCAGUACCAACUGCAGUUCAAGGGUCCUGACGUUGAAUCCCGCCUCCAGGGAGAGGAGAAGAUUCGACAGUUCCUCAAUGCGCUGUACGGCGGCCGCACACCUGACGGCGAGCUCGGAUUCUCCACGAAGGAGGGCGUCUUUUUCGACAAGCUGCCAGAGCUCAAACACUCACCACUCGUCAGCAAGGACGAGCUUGACUUCUACGCCAAGGAGUACGCUUCGCAGAAGGCCCCCGAGCUGCGCGGACCUCUGAACUACUACCGCAUGCAGGAGCUCAACCAGCGUGACGACGUGGAGAUAGCCAAGAAGGGAUAUAAGUUUGAGAUGCCGGCCUUGUUCAUCACAGCGACCGACGACGCAGCUUUGCCUCCAGCCAUGUCCCAGGGAAUGGACACCAGCUUCACGAACUUGACCCGGGGCGAGGUCAAGGCAUCGCACUGGGCGCUUUGGCAGGCGGCUGAUGCUGUGAACCAGGAUAUCACGAAAUGGGUUGAUGGAGUGCUGGGCGGAGUGCUCAAGUCUAAGGCGUCCCUAUGA